Acanthaster planci (crown-of-thorns starfish) is the source of this 2963-nucleotide messenger RNA. Its product is annotated as bis(5'-nucleosyl)-tetraphosphatase [asymmetrical]-like. The record is from RefSeq and is a predicted model, not a curated record. Gene Ontology annotation, biological process: ATP biosynthetic process; AMP biosynthetic process. Gene Ontology annotation, molecular function: bis(5'-nucleosyl)-tetraphosphatase (asymmetrical) activity. NCBI's taxonomy places the organism in Eukaryota, Metazoa, Echinodermata, Asteroidea, Valvatida, Acanthasteridae.
UUUGUGCUGCUUCCAAGAAGAAAUCUCUUUCUGGUGUGGACAAUAUAGCUGCCAAAGGCUCAGAAGGGUUUCAAGCUAUGGAGGGAUUGAUAAUAUUGCUUGGUGAAUGUGUUUACCAGCUUCGUGGGUAGAUGAGCACAAAAACAGGCUUUGAACAGCCUGUCAUUACCUGAAAUCUGACUUCAAACUCCAUGUUCAGGAAGACCAUUGUUGUCCUGAUCACUGUUGGACUUAUACACUGAGCACUAAAGAUUCUUGCAGCCAUCCCGAUAAUGUCCACUUUGAAGUGAUGACCUACGUCUUCUGCUGAAUGAGGUUGAGUUCUCCAUAUCAAGUGUUGAUACAAAAUACUAGUGUCCAUCACAGAAGGAGGAAGUAGCGUAGGAUUUUGAAUAUGCCAAGGACCGCAUCAUUGGUCUGAAACAUCAUAUUGUUCGUACAGUGGCUCAGGAAAAAUGCAAAGAGGAUAUCCUGACAAAUCUCACUUCAUCACAAGCACUUCUGACCAUGGAUUAGGCUAUGAAAUAUCUGCCCAGGCGAUUUAGGGAAGCUCAACAAGACUGGUUUGGCAAGAAAGGCAUAUCCUGGCAUAUGACUGUUGCCGUAAUGAAAUCUAGUAGUGAAUUGGAGCAGUGUAUCCAGAAUUGGUGGAGGGUACUAUUAGUGUUGGAAGCUCCAUCGCUUGAGCUGAAAGCAAGACAUCUAAACAUUGAGAAAAUCUAUCUGAGGUCAGAUAAUGCUGGGUGUUACCACUGUGCACCACUUAUCCUGUCCAUAACAGAUCUCUCCAAAGACGUAAACAUCAGCAUUUCAAGAUAUGACUUCUCUGAAGCACAGACAGGUCAUGUUGAUCCUGGUGAAACUAUCUAUGAUGCUGCCCUCCGAGAAACAACUGAGGAGGCAGGACUCCUACCAGAGCAUCUUAACAUUUAUAAGGAAAUCUCAUGGACAAUCCAGUACCAGACCAAGAAAGCCAAGACAAAGGAGGUUGUUUAUUGGCUUGCACAGAUGAAAGAUUGUUGCACUCCAGUUGUUUUAUCCAGUGAGCACCAAGCAUACAAGUGGUUGGGUGUUGCUAAGGCCAGUGCGAUUGCCAAGUACAGGGACACCCAAGGCAUGCUAUGGGAAGCUGAGGAGUACAUAAAUAAAUGACAUCGAUAAUCAAGUUCCUACGACAGAAUUCAGACGCUUCAAUAUCAAUACUGUACCUUUCAUAGGAUUUUUACUAAGCGUAGUGUGUGAUUUAUUUUUAUGUUUUCAUUUAAAGAAUUGAUGAAGACCAUGAGGAUACAUGAGAAAACAGAAGUUAAAAAGUAAUCUGAAUGUGCAAUUUUAUACCUGUACGUGAUCAAUGCCUGAAUGAAACCAGUUUCAAUUAUUUAUAAUGACACACAAGAUAUAUUUAUUUCUAUAUAAUUUGUUUAUUUUGCCUUCUUUUCAUGAUGGCACAUGUUAGCACAGCAAGGCUUAACCAUGCAACCAACUGGUUCACCCCUUGCUUUGUGUUACCUUUCUGAGCAUUUUUUUGUGCAUGGCACCAAGCCCGACCAAGAGAAUGAGAUAGAAGUUAUAAAUGCCAGUGUUCCCGGUGGGAUCACGCCUGUCCUGGGGGAAUGAGUUAUGUAUGAAGUACUUUUUUUCCUAUUUUGCGUGAUGGUUUCAGUCACAUGUUGAACGUUUUUUCAAGAAAUGUUUUGAAUCGAAAACAUCAAUGUCAUCAGAUACUUCGCUUGCAGAUUGUGAUUUAUUCAUUCAUGUUAACGAUAAUAUGGUCACUGAAAAAAUCAAAUUAACUCCUUAAAAAUUAAUAUUAAUUUAAAUGAAUUCAUACAGCGUGCAUGUAGUUAUUUUGAAGUAAUGCCAUCAAGAUGCAUAUGUAUAUUACAGCUCUUUUUAUUUAUCUCCGAAAUGCCCCACGCAAAGACAUACUGUUGAAUGGAAGGUUCCACUCAGUGUAUUUUAAUGAUUGUUCUUGUAUCUCAUUUUAGCAGAUUAUCGAUCAUGUGACACCUUGGUGAUUCUUAUGCUAAAGACAAUUUGCAUAUGAGCAAAAAUGUGAAGUUAAAAUUUGCCAGAAUUUUGGAUAUUCUGCCAUCGUAAGUUUGUCUGCUUUGCCAGUCAGCAAAGUUUUCUCACAAAUAUUUUCGAUGAACAAACUUUUGGUUCAAAUUUGAGCAGAAAUCACCUAAAUCGACAGUGUCUUCCUGUAAAUGGCAACCAGAGCUCUGUGUACAGAGAAUAGUACCAACUUCAAAUGUCAAAAAGAGUUAACAUUUGCAUAAAACAUGUUCCAGAGUAAACAUUUACAUUAUUGAGCCCUUAAAUCUCAAUGUAUGUAAAUUUGUCAGUUAAUCACCCGGUUAUAUGUAGUUUUUAUGAUGCCACUUAUAAGAUGGGCCUUCUGAAGAAUACAGGUGUCUACUUCGGCAAAAUUCAGCAAAGUGAUUUUCAAGAAAAGACGGUGUCAUCAAUCAAUUUUUUUCAAACUUUGGAACCAAAAUGGCUGUUUAUCAUGUGUGGGCUAUUCAUCGUGUUUAGGGACUGCUUGGGCAAUUUUGACAUGACGUAAUCACACUUGAGUAUUAUGCAAAGAUAGGUCGUGGAAACGAGCUGCCAUAACAAGUAUUGUAGUUGUAUGUGAUACGCAUGCCAUUUUGUAGCUGUUUUAUUCUAGGACAAGAGGGCAAAAGGGCCAAAACAGGCAUCAAAAGAAUCUUUUUCUAAAACUAGAGUAUAUAUCAUUACAAACGUGCGUUUUGUUUGGUAGUUAAUAUGAAAGAAAAAGUGAACAACUGAUAUAGAUGUGGACGAAAGUAACGAAUUUCUGUAACUCUCUCACAUUACGAACGCUGGAAUGUACCAUACCACUUCAAAUUAUCAACCAUGGAUAUGUCUGAAUGGUCGUAUCCAGGCCACUUAUCCCCAGAACAAAUAUGCUUGUAAUUUUUAAUAAAGACAUUGAU